GAAUUAUAUUUCCCCACGGGCCCACCAAAACCACUAAUCCAGUUUUGGGCUAGCCUGGAUUGUAGGUCAUGGCGACGUCAUUCGUCCCAGAAUCUAGAAUCGCAGGAAUGACGAGGUCGAUUUUUUUAUUCCUGCUUUCUUCUGGAAUCGCCAAUUGCAUGGCUGUGUAGAUGGUCAUUGGUGGGUUCGCUCGUCACCAUGACGCGCAUUCAAUGAUCAUCGUUCCAUGGACGCAGUUCUGGAUUCACGUUCAGAGGCCAGACUCAACAUUACUUGUGCCUCGGGUGAAUUGCCUCGCGGAGCAAAUCAAGGUUAUCAACGUCAUGGAGGUACAGAUAUAGAAGCAGAUGAAAGAUAUAUAAACCCUUCAAUCCCUGGUCUUAAUCCCUUCUUCAUCAAUCUCAACAAGACAAACAAUCGAAUCACAACCACUCUUAUCAACUUCUACUCUUUUAACCACUUUCACACUUUCUACCAAACCACUCGCAAAUAUGUCUGACGCCGGACGCAAGGACUGGAGCACCAAGGCCAAGGAGGAGCUCACUCCUGACUCCGCCAAGUCCACUCAGCAGAAGAUGAAGGAGGGCGCCACUGAUAUUGGUGACCGCUUCGCCCGUGGCGCCCAGCCCGACGACCAGAAGUCUGGCAUGCAGGAGACCUUCGACAAGGGCCAGCGCAUGCAUGACAACAAGAACCACGGCGGUACCGGCGAGUCGAUCCUUGACAAGGCCAAGAACGCGAUGGGUCUCGGUGACCAUUAAGCUUGAGUCUGGAGGAUCACCCGUGACCGUUCAUCAUGAAUACUUCUUAUGAUCUGAUGAUUUAAUCCUCAUGUACUGUAUUAAGCUUAGUAUUUUGUGUCAAUUAAUGACCAUCAUAUGAAUUAAUCAGAACUUAAUAUUCUGAACCA
This is a messenger RNA of Aspergillus caelatus, 910 nucleotides long. RefSeq names its product heat shock 9/12 family protein. NCBI's taxonomy places the organism in Eukaryota, Fungi, Ascomycota, Eurotiomycetes, Eurotiales, Aspergillaceae. Bases 492 to 761 code for a protein of 89 amino acids. The record is from RefSeq and is a predicted model, not a curated record. The transcript is spliced from 3 exons.